Molecule: messenger RNA, 627 nt
Organism: Strongylocentrotus purpuratus (purple sea urchin)
Lineage: Eukaryota; Metazoa; Echinodermata; Echinoidea; Camarodonta; Strongylocentrotidae
Product: lipopolysaccharide-responsive and beige-like anchor protein
Exons: 2
Coding region: 147-434 (95 amino acids)
Source: RefSeq, a predicted model, not a curated record
ACGGAAUGAUGGCUGCUACCUUCCUGCUAGUAUCAGUCGAUAAUGAUACUGCUGUGAAUUAGCUCCCGGAUUUUGUGGAUAUCUAUCAUAUUGCAAGGAAUUACCGUAAUUCUACCCUGGGAUUGUGAUAACUUGCCACCUACGCUAUGGCAUCGGAGGCUUCUGUGGAAGCAGAAACAUCGAAGAAGGAUAUUCUAGCUAAAAACAUGCCCGCGACAGGCACGGCCAAGAUGAAGUUUGGGGUCCUCAUCGGCCUGAUUGAGGUGGGGGAGAUCGAGAACCGUGAUAUAGUGGACACCGUGCUAGAUCUGUUGGUUGGUGGCAACUUUGACCUGGAGUCUAAUUUUAUCAUCCAGGAGCCGGACAACAUUGGUCACUUAGUAGACAUGCUGGAACACUGCUCGGUCACUCUUCAGGUGAGUCAUGCAUGCUGACCACUGUGCUUUGAGACAUGGUCAAACAAGUUACGGUCAUUGUCAUGAAGAUAUGUGUAUGUGUGUGAGUGUGUUUGAUAGGAGGAUGGGAAAUUACAUUAUGUGUCUGGCCAACUCGGCACCUGGACAAAAUAUUUUUUUCAGCCACAAUGGAAAUAUGAAGUUUGUCAUCUCCUAUGAUAUGACUUGAGUU